Bursaphelenchus xylophilus (pine wood nematode) is the source of this 1795-nucleotide messenger RNA. Lineage: Eukaryota; Metazoa; Nematoda; Chromadorea; Rhabditida; Aphelenchoididae. The record is from the annotation of a GenBank genome assembly.
AUGAGAAUCCGACACAACCAAUAUUACUGGACAAUUGACAACAAGAGUUCCUUGAAUAACGAAGUUAUCGAACGCACUCACGAUGAGCAUGCCAACUUCCUAUUCCAAACCGUUUAUGUCAUCGACAGUUUUGUCCACGACAAAACAAUCGAAGUCAUCAUGGCUACUUUAAGUUGUACUUGCGUCUUAUGGGGAGCUGUCAGGGCUUACAGGUAGAUUAUGCAACACUUUGUCACCUUUUCCAGCUGGGGCCGAAGAGCAGGGAAGCUCCUCGUAGAUGCCUCGACCAUCAUAAAAUUCGUGUUAUAUGUGGCGGAGAAUCUUGGGAAUAUAUUCCUAUUGAUUGCUGGAUGCACAGCUGUAUGGCUAACGUUUGCAUACAAACUACAAAAAGAGAUGGUUUACGUGACCUUAACUUAUGAUCAAGAAUGGUCUUUGGUAAUCUACAUCUGCUGUGCUUGUGGUCUCAAAGCAAUCGCUUUAGUCCACACGUACAUGAGACUCAUAUUCACGGAGACCUUCUUUGUCGAUUGGGAACGACCACGCCAUUCUCUCGACAGAAGUAGAGAAACCACAAUGAUGGAAAUGACACAAAAUGAACUGCUCGGUCAAAAGACUAAGAAAGCACCACCAGUGGUCAUUUGGUAAGGGAAUAUUAUGUAAAGUAAUCUUUAAUUUCCAGGAGAACUUAUCUAAUAGCCAACGAAUGGAACGAACUACAGUACUACCGGAAGACAAGCAUAUCUCUGCAGAUGAUUGCUCUGUUAUUCAUAUUAGAAUGGUUCCGUUUCGGUGACUGGGCGAUUGUCCAGCCCGGAUUUCAUCGAGGUAAUAAUAAACUCUACAAUAAAAUAAUAAUUUCAAUCUUAGGAGAUCCAGUUUAUGCAGAAAGUCGAAUCAGCAGGCUUGCUGUGAACCUGACUGCCUAUCUGAUGAUCAGUAUGAGCCAGUGGAUAAUCAAUGUGCUGAUCAUAGAGAAGAUCACAGAUCCCUUUAGGAACUUUAUGGAUCUCUGCUCAGUUGCCAAUAUAAGUGUACUGGCGUUAAGUCAUCCCCUCAGGGCUUACUACAUUCAUGGGCGCUCAGUCCAUGGUCUGGCUGACACAGAUAUGUUGGAAAUGAACACAUUCUUACAGCGAGAAAAGGUAACCACUACUACUACUACAUAAUAAUAUUAAUAUUAUAAUUUUAGGAAAACUUAUGUGGACUUCGUGGGCUAGAAAGUAAUUCCGAGCUGCAAACCUUCAUCGCUUGUCUACCAAGAGCCUUUCGAGAGAGACUGGAUGAAUUAACUGGAGCUUUAAAGACAACUACUCAAGGACCUCAAGUCAGAAUGGUGGGAGGUGACAAAACUACUACCAAGGUCGAGAAUACUGCCAAGAUUCAUUCCGAGAUCAACCAAUUUGUAAAGGAUUUCAUCGAUCAUGCCGAUCCUUCUUGUGAUUAUGUGGUCACCGAUCCCAAACUGAUCGAAGAAAUAUUGGAUAUCGAAUUGAACGACACUAGCAAAGUCGGAACUCUCAUCAGGUAAAUUUUACCACUCAUUAUCAUCUAAUUAUCUUUCAGAGAUCCCUCCGAGAUGAGCUACAGUUCCUGUUUUGUCUAUGGAAAUGAAUGGUCCCAUCUUUCUUUCGAGCUUUUGCUGUUUUGUGUAUUAGAUAUGUUCUUGCUCAAUCGCAUUAUCAGUGCGACAAUAGUUUACGUAACCUCUCUGGCAAUUACCUCCAUUGCUAAAACCUUCUUUACCAACAAUCUGGUUAGAAGUAGCUUGGUCGAUCACCGAUUCCUAAUUUAA